Messenger RNA from Ostrinia furnacalis (Asian corn borer), 1186 nucleotides. RefSeq names its product phospholipid phosphatase 6. The record is from RefSeq and is a predicted model, not a curated record. Lineage: Eukaryota; Metazoa; Arthropoda; Insecta; Lepidoptera; Crambidae. The transcript is spliced from 4 exons. Gene Ontology annotation, molecular function: sphingosine-1-phosphate phosphatase activity. Bases 178 to 828 code for a protein of 216 amino acids.
UCCAAGAAGUGAGCGAAGCAUUUACGUUUAUUUUAGUUGCUAAGACUAAUUUCGAAUGGUUUUUGUGAACUGAUAAAUUUUCUUGUUUGUUUCCUAUUGUUUUGUAGAUCAUUACUCAUCCUACGUUUACACAAUUGCUUGCACACUUUUGUACAAAAUUCUUUUCAUUCCUUCGUAAUGGAUAUGCUUGGUGUAUCUGAAGAAAAGAGGCAGGUGCCGAAAAUGUUACAAAAUAUCCUGAGAUAUGACGUUCAAGUCACCAAGAAGUUUGUGGAAAUGGCCCUGAAGACAUCUCCGUUACGAUCACUUCGUAAUCAUGCAAAACUUUUGGAGGUCUCCUGCCAUGGCAUUGUCUGGCUGGCUGGAUGGCUCUCAUUUAUUUGGUUAUUCAAUAACAAAGAGCUUUAUCAAAUACAAGUCAAUAUGUUAAUUGCAUUAAUUCUAGAUAUCAUAGUCAUCGCAGUCAUUAAAGCGUUUGUGAGAAGACGAAGACCGGUCCCAAUGAACAAACUCACAGAAAUAGGGCCCGACAAAUAUUCAUUUCCCUCCGGACAUGCUAGCAGGGCCACGUUGAUUGCAUUUAUUCUGAUGUACCAGGAUCCCAUUUCGUUCAUAUUCUACCCCCCUCUUCUUGCUUGGGUCACGUCUGUGGCGUUGUCCAGAAUUCUGCUGGAGAGGCAUUAUAUUCUGGAUGUACUGGGUGGCUUUGGAAUAGGCAUUUUAGAAGGACUUGUAAUGUGCAUAGUAUGGUUCUCUCAGAGCACAUCUUCAAGCAUUUUGGCCUCACUUUCUGAUGAGAAACGCGAUGGAGGAGAAUUUCACGUUUAGAUUUAGUACAAAAGCACUUUACAUUGAAAUGAAAUGAAAAUGAAUGAAAUGAGCAUUAUGUUUGAUAACUUAUAAAAAAGUUCAAUGCAGUGUCUUAAAUCUAAGAGUGUAAUUAUGUUGUACCUUUAAAUAAUACUUAACUUCUGUUAUUGCAUUUGGAAGCUAACUUUAGUAUUGUUAAAACCCCAGUAAAUUAUAAGUGUUUGAUCCUAUUAAUAUAAAACAAAACAGUUAGUUCCCUAGUCAUAUUUAACGUUAUUUGUUGCUUCAUACUGUAAUUAAUAUAUCUGACGAUUGUAAUUUGUUUGAUAACAUAGUUAUGUAUUUAAUUAUAUGAAUAAAAUAUUUUAUUGUGCAU